This is a messenger RNA of Glycine soja, 1072 nucleotides long. Its product is annotated as beta carbonic anhydrase 5, chloroplastic-like. Bases 204 to 848 code for a protein of 214 amino acids. NCBI's taxonomy places the organism in Eukaryota, Viridiplantae, Streptophyta, Magnoliopsida, Fabales, Fabaceae. Gene Ontology annotation, molecular function: zinc ion binding; carbonate dehydratase activity. The transcript is spliced from 7 exons. Gene Ontology annotation, biological process: carbon utilization. The record is from RefSeq and is a predicted model, not a curated record.
CUAUAAAUGAAUCUUAACACCUCAAAUUAUUAAUAUUGAGUUUGGUUGAAAAAUACCCAGAUUCAUACUAAAUAUAGAACACAUGCAUUAAGUUAAUUAAUUUAAUGAUAAUGAAAAUAAGGAUAAAUAUGGCAUGCGUUGUACUUCAAAGGGAGUUUUGCACUUUGUAGUCUCUAGUCACGAUUUGUUGGAGAGGAGAAGAGAUGGUUUGGUCAAUUAGGUCCAGAAUAAGUUCACUUCUCUGUUCAAAGGCACCUUUAGUGGGUUCAUACGUCUAUGACUCAUGUUGGUGCUUAUGCUUUUCUGCUCCAACCAGCUCCUCCAUAGCAAGGCCUUGGCCAAACUUUAUGGAUUGGGUACAAAUGGACCGUUGCCGUGCAGCAGCAUCGUUGCCUUUGAUCAAAGAGCAGAAUGGACCAUCAGAAAGUAAUGCUGCUCUUGAGUUUGCAGUAACUACUCUUCAGGUUGAGAAUAUAUUAGUCAUUGGUCAUAGUAGCUGCGCUGGAAUUGAAGCUUUGAUGAAUAUGCAAGAAGAUGUAGAAUCAGGGUUCAUUCAUCCUCUAGAAACUUCACACACAAGUGGGUUGCCAAUGGAAAACUUGCCAAACAAAGGACAAAAGCUGCCACAGCUCAUCUUAGCUUUGAUCAGCAAUGCAAAUUCUGUGAGAAGUUAUCCUUGGAUAGAAGAUAGAGUAAGAAGAGAGUUGCUUUCUCUACAUGGAGGGCAUUAUAAUUUUUCCAAUUGCUCGUUUGAGAAAUGGACCCUUGAUUUUAAAGAAUGCAAUGUUAAAGAAGAAGAAGAAGAAGAAAGCAGUUAUGUUGUCAAAGAACAAGAAUUCUGGUGCUGAAUCCUGCUAUACCAAGAAGUUUGAAACAUAACUUUCAUGCUGAAUCCUACAACUAGAUAAAUCUUAUGUUCAUGUUAGUAUUGGCCUGAAAAUAUAUUAAAGAAAUUAAAUGAUUGAUUCUAAAUGCCGUGUUAGCUUUGUCAUGAUUGUAACAUUUAAGGAAGCUCCUGUAUAAAUUAUGGUUUUCGGAAGCAACACAAAUCAGAAGAACAAAAAUUCCCCUC